AGGAGCGAGAGCAGGAGGAGUGUUUUCUAGUUUGUGAAAAUACAACAUUUGAUCUUUAUCUUUGAUUUCGUGAUUGUCUUCGUUACCGUUUGGAUUCUGAAAAUGGGUUGUGUUCCCUUCGCCUUCUCUAGUGCUGCCGUCUGAGAGCAGGUGCUUACCCCGUCUUUAUAUAAAAGGUCGACUAGUAGUACUGCGAGAAACAGUAUGUUCACGAGUAUGUGGUCUAAAGCUGUUGAAUAGGACAUAUUGAUUUGAACCUCCAUCUCCUCCACCUCCUCGCAGUUUUACUCGUACAUAUUCCCCUCCCGCAGCCACCAAGGAUCAAUCAACAUCAUCAUUUGCGUUUUGAAUAACACAGAAUUGUAGUUGUAGGUCGAGCUGAUGUUUUUCUAAGAACUAUACUUCUUUACGCUGGAUUGAAUUAAUAAAUAAUACAGGCUAAAGACAUAGUCAACACUGAUGUGUUUCUAUUUGGAGAGAGGACUAAAAGUUCAUGUACUAGUGUGGAUGCUCGAUAAGUUAAACAAGUAAUUAAGUUGUGCCUUAUUAUUAAGGUACUGAUACUGAACUUACCACUCCGCAAGACAACAUUGACAUACGCUGCGCUUUAGAACCGAAAAUAAUUAGUUGAGAGUACUGCAUGUUGUUGUAUUUAGCAGCUACUCUCUUCAAAUGCAGCAUCAAUUCUCGUAGAACCGCAGCUAAUUAUAGUUAUGAUGAUCUAUCAGAUUGUACUUGUAGAUGUAGUGCUAGAGCUAGUGUGAACUUGAAAGGAACAUAACUGACAGAGCGUUCUUCUCAACAGAGCGUUCUUCUCAAAAGCUGCUUCAUUGUGAUAGCACUCCAUGCGGUACACCAGACGCUGAGUCGUACGCCCUGCUGCUUAUACCCGUUGCCGCACGGCGGAAUAAGAUAGCAGUCACUUCUGCGCAUUGACUUCGGACACACCCGAGUGGAGCGUCAACAUAGAGGACCUGUUGAACUCUAGGACUCACUAGAAACGAUUUGCAGCACAGCACGAGAAAAAUGGCUCCCUGUAUCGUAAUGGCGAAGAGUACGCCACCUCGAAGAAGCGAGGGCGGCGGGUUCAUCAUUGCGGACAUUCUGGCGGGAUACGACUACCAACAGACGGAUCCCUUCCUGAUAUGGCACGAGCUCCCGAAGAAGUACAUGCACCGAGGGGAAUUCCCCGGUGCGCCUAUGCAUCCUCAUCGAGGUUUCAGCGAAGUGCCAUACUUCAAAAAAAUGGGCCAGACCACGUACACACGACGUGUAAGCGGCAUUGAUGAAGAUGGAGGGAUGGGCGAUGGCGAUCUUGAAUGGGGAAUGGCGGGAAACGGAAUUGAGCACGGUAGUUGCAAUACAUAGUUCGGAUGUUGUAGAACUUACUUAAAAGCCAUAGAAGACGACAUGUAAAUUACUAUCACUGCUAGUAGUACCUAGUAGUACAACGAGUUGUAGAUGCAACUACAUUCAGUUUUUGACGUAAACUCUAUCUUAUUUAUCUUCUUCUUGAUCUUGAUGGAGAAUAGAUAUUUCCAAAUAUUAUUAUAGCGAAGCACUACUACAAGCAAGAAUUAUCAUCUGCACUCAGAAAUACUUCCAAACUUCCUCAUCUUCUAUUCAUGAAGUUUUUACGACUGCAUCGUCUUCCCUUUUUAGGCGUAACCGUGUCACCAGAAUGGGAAGGAGAGAUGCAUGGAUUUCAGCUAUGGGUGAACUUGCCGGAAGCGAAUAGACUCGAUGCGCCAGAUUUUCAAAAUGCCAGCUCGAAAGUGCUGCCGAAGUUUGAGUUUUGCCAAAAUCUAUCCUGCAAUUAGGGCGACUUCUACAUCAUACCCAUAGUACGAUAGUUUUAUUCGGUUUUUAGUGUAUUUAGUUUCUGCUUUACUGCAACCUCCUACUGUUCAUACUUUUUAUUACUAGCUCUAGGUAGCUUGCUGUUUCUGGUUCUUACGCCAGAAUGCUCCUUUGCUCAUGCACAAAAGCCUAUGCUUUUUACUAGAAGAGGCCCUCCAAGUUAUAGAUCAGCUCUAAUCCAUAGUUUUAGUCGGAGAGAUGAAAGGACAAAAGUCGCCCGUGCAGCCGCGCCACACUGAUAUAGCGUACUUCGACUUCGAAGUGCAGAAUCGGGGGACGGUAAUGUUAAGGCGCGUGAGAUUGCAUUCCUCAACACGUUGCAAGGUUCUGGGUGGGCUUCAUCAGACUCGUGUGCAUCACACUUUCCGAUCACCUAUACAUAGAUACCUAGUCAUGAUACUUAUUCCUAACAAAUAAUCACUAGUUAGCAAAGCCACACAGCCAAAACGAUGAUGCACCACACAAAGCCACAGACAAGAUGCAAAAAGAGAACUAGAUGUAAUUCCUCUAAUGUCCACGCCGUUGAGCAUUCCACUAGCUCAGAAAAGAAGAAUGCUGUACGUCUAUGAAGGUUCUCUGAAGGUUAUUUCGCGAGAAAUAAAGCAUGACCUCCGCCGGCACGAGUUUCCUGAAGCAGGUCGCAGGCGGGCUGACGGAGCCGCUGAGGUAACCUAGUCUUACUGUGCUGUGAAGGUUUACGUACUUAGAUGACUUAGCAGUUAGGCAGCACGUACACGUAGCAGAUUGAUCACUUCAUUUUCAAAUACUUAAUCGCUAUCGUACGCAAGGUGCUAUAACCAGUACCGGCGCCUAGUAAUCGUCAAGGGGAACAGGAAUGCUGAAACUGAGACAAAGACCACAGGAGAAACAAUAUCGUACAAGGGAAGAAUAUGAAACGAAUUCAACACUAAGAACAAUUCCUAUCCUUUUUUCUCGUGCAAUCAGCUGACGUCAAGAUCGGGAUUGAGUCAUCCGGCGGCGAUCCCUCACAUAUCGAACCAAGGCGCUUCCCGUGGAGAAACGCCUGUGCAGGUGUGGCUUGCUUAUCUGAACAUGAUUCUGUUAAGCUACUACUCCCACUCCAAGCACCAGUUUGCAAUUGCAUGAAAGCUUCAUCAAUCUGUGGAGAACGCUACUACUAGUACUUAAGGAUGAUUUGAAACAUCCUAAAGAUUUCUAGAAGAUGAAAAUUCGCCUGCGUCUUUGAAACAGAUGAUGAAAGAAAUUGACAUACUGAAUCUGAAAUUAAGAGUGUAGUUUGAAAACCAAAACCAACACCAUCAUGACAUCAGGUAGAAACCGGAGAAGUGGUGAUGUUAUCUGAGGACGGGGAGGAGGUUUUACUGACGGAUCUUAGCCCCGACUGUCAAUUUUUGCUUGCCACCGGGACGCCCUUGCGUGAGGAAUGUGUGCAAUAUGGACCGUUUGUCAUGGGCGAUAAAGCGGCCGUCAUGCAAGCUUUUCAAGACUUUCAAAUGGGUAGACUCUCGAAAAAGCCAGCAACUUAUACCCGCUACUAGGCGGAAUCGAAGUCGUAGGCCGGUAGGCAGUAUUGGGACGAGUUGGUUGUUUCAAGAAUUGAAUGAACGACAUUCUCAUUCAAGAACAACGGAACGAUGACGAUAGGACGUGGCGAGAAGGAGCGUUGAAAGCAGUGUCUGAUGCACAUACCUGCAGCCUUGCGGCAUUGAGACAGAAACGAACGACACAUGAAAACAAAAAAGAUCUACUCACAAAAAUAUAAUCCCAUAAUAGAGUAGUUUAUAGAUGAACGGAUGUAGGAUGGACUUGGAUGGAUCGGAUGGACCCCACUGAUUCUUCCGGUCCUACUUGAAAUGGUGGGGAGUCCAUCCGUUCCAUCCGAUCCAUCCCAUCCCGGAUCUGGCACCCCUAUAAACUGCUCUACCAUAAAUGUACUCUUUGACCUUGGUGAGUUUGCGGGGAGUCGUCAUAUGCUGAAGUCUGUAUUUAUCAUGUCUUAUCUUAGGGAACAAGAACCUGCUGAUCGAGGUAAGUUCACAAAACUUUGGACAGUACAAGAAGGUUUCCCCUGACCGGUUGCUGCUCGUGAUUCAGCAUGUAAUUGCGAACCUGCUCCAUUAUCUAUUACAUACUACCAGAACUGCGUCACAAAUUUAAAGCAGAAUGCAUAGAAGUCCCAGUAUUGGAUCGAAAAACGUCUUCAAGAAUCGAUAAGAGAGCAAAUAGAUUGAAAUAGUUGAUGAAGCAUGAUAGAUACGCAAUCGUCAAUCAAAAACGCACUCGCGGUCGAACUGAUGAAAUGGAGGUCGAAAUGGAGGUCCUCACGAAUAUUGGAGGAAAAAAUACACUCGAUGUAGAUGUUGUUCUUAGAGAAACAGGAAUCAGCAAC
Molecule: messenger RNA, 4231 nt
Organism: Amoebophrya sp. A25
Lineage: Eukaryota; Dinophyceae; Syndiniales; Amoebophryaceae
Source: the annotation of a GenBank genome assembly